Messenger RNA from Armigeres subalbatus, 5267 nucleotides. RefSeq lists its product as uncharacterized. NCBI's taxonomy places the organism in Eukaryota, Metazoa, Arthropoda, Insecta, Diptera, Culicidae. The record is from RefSeq and is a predicted model, not a curated record. The transcript has 12 exons. Bases 669 to 4352 code for a protein of 1227 amino acids.
UCUUGGCAGCCGCGAUUCAGUUGAGUUUGAGAUCUUGUUGUGGUUAAACCUCUCUCUGCUGCUAACGGCGACUUCAACGAAGGCAGUGCUACCGAGCACCAAGGGAGCACUUGUUUUGAAAAAAAUAAGGCGGUUGGGCAAGAAUUUCAUUUCGGUGCCAUGAGUAACAGCACGGAGCAGCCCUGAUCACAUCGAACAAACGUCACCCAAUCCGGAAGAAUCCAGCGACGCGUUGACUCCGAUCGAUCGUGGUCAGUCAGUGUGCGGUCUUUAGUUGCUUUUUGUUGUAUUUCGAUGGUUACGAAAAUAGCGCAUAUUUAAGUGGUUAGUGUGAUUUGGAUCUCCACGCAAACAGAUACGGCCGGUCUCGGUCAAGUGGAUCGAAAAGUGUAUCGCAUUCAAAAGUGUCAUUCAGUGUGGUAAAGUGUGAAAAUUAGAAAGGUCCAGUUGGAAUUGAAGAUAUUGGAUAUCGGCGUCGACGAGGCUGCAACCCUCGAGAAGACGAGCGAAGGAUCAAUCGAAACCGCGUGUGAGCUCUGAUGCAACUGAUCGCUAGUUAGGCAAUCAGUUCGAAGCGGAGUUUGAGUGUGACUUUGUGCUUGUGCUUAUUUUCGGUCCAUCUUAUUGUUAACCAAAUGUGCCAAUAAUACGCUUAUCUCGUGUAUGCCAUGAAGUUCAGCAAGGCAAGUAGCCAUUCGUUGGCAACGGUGCUGGUGACUGCAGUGCUGCUGGGACCGGUCGCCGAGGCUCAUGUCGCGUUGACGUUUCCACCGGCACGAAAGUAUGACCUGGAUUUUCUGGACAAUUCACGCACCAAAGCGCCAUGUGGCAUGCCGAAAGGUUCAUUGAAAACGUCAUUCCUAGCCGGAAGCACUUUCAACGUCUCGUGGCAUUUGGCAUAUCCGCAUCGAGGAGGCUUCCGGCUUGAAGUUCUGGAUCAAAAGGAGAAGCCCAUCCUGAACCUGACUCCCAUCGUCAAGGGAAAGCCAUUCGUCAGAGAAGAUGCGACAGCUCAGCAAUUCCAAGUAUCGCUACCGAAGGACUUCACAUGUCCGGAUUGUUCGAUACGGUUAACGCGACAAGCCGAUGAGUGGGGUGGCAAUUACCUGUUCUGGUCUUGUGCCGAUGUGGACAUUGUUCAGAGGAAGGAGUUCCGUGAGACCUGUUCCGGGCAUGGAAAGUUCAUUGCGCGGUGCAAAUGUGAGAAGAAAUAUUACGGAAAUCGAUGCGAGUUUUGGGACGAGUGCACCACGAACCAAGAUUGCGGCAUUCAGGGCACCUGUGUGGAUUUGGGAGGCACUUCACUUCCUCGUAAACAGUGUUACUGCCGGCUCGGUUGGUUUGGACCAGGCUGCAGCAAAAAAUCUCCAAUUAAAUCAACGGACAUCGAUUACUCAUUGUACAAGUUGAAGAAUUUGUCACCCGAUUUGAACGUGUACUGGCGUGUGCUCAAAGAACAGAGUGAGAUCGAGUUGGUAUUGAAGGUCAACGGAACUUCGUGGGUUGGUCUGGGAUGGCGUCCUCGGAAGUUGACGGCCGAGUGUAAAAACUUCCCGUUAAUUGGUGCUCUGGCGGAAGCGGGAACAGCAGAACCAGAACCUGGUGCAGAACCAGAGCCAGGAGCAGAACCAAAUGCUGAACCGGAGCCAAGUACAGAACCUGACUCAGCAAGUGAACCAGAACCCGAGACAACGUCGGAACCUAAUGCUGAGCCUAAUGCGCAUGCAGAACCUGAACCAGAGAGCUCUUCGGAACCAGAACCGGAACCUAAAUCUCCAAAGGCUGAGCCUGAACCAGAACCAGCUUCUGCGGAGCCAGAACCGGAUGCAGCUUCGGAACCUGAACCGGAAAGCACUUCUGAACCGGAACCUACCACAGAUGCCAAGGCGGAACCAAGCUCUGAGCCGAAAGCUGAACCAAAGUCCGGUAAAAAAAGCAAACGGGCUACAUCCGAUUCCCACCCACCUUCAAGUGAGCCAGAACCGGAGUCUUCCCCGAAGGCGGAACCAGAGCCAAAAUCUGAACCGGCAUCCGAACCGGAACCCAAGGCGGAAACCACCGCUAAACCAAAAUCAGAUGCGCAGAAAAAGACGGCAAAUCCAUGGACACCUCGGUACGACUUCAACCCCAUGGACUGCACGGAUAUUGUUAUUGGAACGGCUCGUGGCGAGAGCCAUCGUGUGUGGGACUAUUAUACUCGAGAUCGCUCGACCCCACGCGUCGAUACCUUCUGGGGUGGCAAAUCAGAUCUGACCGCCACUGGAGGGUUUGAAGUUGAUGGCGUUACGACAAUCGUGUUCCGGAGGAAGUUGCUGGCCAACGAACCAACGGAUCAUUCGUUUGUGGACGACCUGAUGCACGUGAUCUGGGCUAAGGGUCAGGAGCCCGGAGCGUACGUGCACUCCCCACCAUCUGGAUUGGAGAAGGAAAUGGCUAGCGUUCAAGACUUUUACAUGCGUGAUGAAUUGAAAUACCAUGGUCAUCGGAUGCAAAGAGGUGUAACUCAGAUUAAUUUCCUGGAGGAAAAGAAGCUAGAACCAGUUAAGGCUGCAAAUGGAUCAACAGCUGUGCCUGAGGACGGAAUUAUGGUUCCUUCCGGUCCCAAGAGUCACGAAUUAGAUGACGAAUGCCAAGGUUUCUGGAAGUAUCCUAGGGAUUGUGAGUUAGACAAACACAACUGCGAAUACUAUGCCAGCUGGGAGGUUACUGGCAAGGGAGAUUCCAUGCAUUUCCAUAUCGAAACCAAUAAUACGGGCACGUGGACGGGUAUUGGCUUCAGCAAGGAUCAGAAAAUGUCGCAGACCGAUGCCGUAAUAGGAUGGGUUGAUCUGAAUGGAAGACCAUUCCUGAUGGACACUUGGAUCAAUGGAUACUCGUCUCCCAAGUUGGACGAUCGACAGGAUUUAUUCAACGCCUCAGGAAAAAUUCUGAACGGAAUGACCGUCAUGGAUUUCAGCCGGAAGCGUGACACCACAGAUGAAAAUGACUUAGCCUUCACAGAAGACCAAUGUCUAUAUUUGAUGUUCCCAUUGAGUGGAGGAAUGUUCAAUCCGGUUAACAAAAAGAUUCGAAAACACGAAUCAGUUCCGGUUGUGACGGACACCCGAGUGUGUAUUAAAUCGUGUCCAAAGUUGUUCGAAUAUCUGUUUAAUCCAGCUGUGACUCCAGCGCCAGAACGAGUUGCAUAUCGAGCUGCGAUUAUGCUGACGAACUUGGCCACUGGCUUCGAGGUUCCGGAAUCUGGAACGCCGGAGUACAAUGAUCUGUCCAAAUCCAUUGCUGAUAGCUUUAACGGUAUGCUCAAAGGCGUCGGAGGGUUCCACAAAACCGAUGUAGUGAAUUUCGAAAAAGAUUCAAAAGGGGUCGUGGUCAACAUGAACAUUCUGCUCAAUAAGGACGGAAUUGAGAAUAAUUUGGUGGACGAUCCUGCUAAGCUGGAACAAACAAUUCAACAUCUUAUUCAGAACAAUCUGUCUUCCGGAAAGGUUGGUGCUCUAUCAGUUGAUCCGGAGUUCCUUGAAUUCAUGGCCUUGGAAUAUAAGCAGCCAAUAAAAGAAGAACCAUCGUUCUUUGAGCGAGCUGGUACCAGGCUGUAUACUAUCUUGGGGUGCAUCGCUGCGCUGGUGUUCAUUGCAAUCGUUCAGGCUAGCUGCACAAUCUACAAAACAAGUUCCACGAAUCGGAUGAAGGAUCAACUGAUUCCCAAUUCGGCAUGGAAGGACUAUUCGUCUAACACCAACUACGCGUUCGAUAACUUCGAAGCGGACGUGAAGAGCGGGCACCACGGUAAGCACCGUUCGGACCGGAGCUACAGCAAUGGAAAUAGCCAGCAAACGACACUGCAGAUGUCGCACUCGCCGAACAAGGCGCAGUACUACGAGAUCGAUCGUACCGAUGGUAUGCACCGAAGUAAUGGUGGCGAUCACAGAAACGGGUCAAUGUACCCACGAUCGACGCAUGACCGCAGCAACGGUGAACGCUCCUCCUACGCCGAGCGAGCCUACUCCCUACCAAGGCCGAUGCAUCAGCAGCAGCAGCAACAGCAGCAUCAUCAGCAGCAACAGCACCACCAGCCGCACAUGCAGCGACCCAGCGGAUCCGAGUAUUACACUCAGGAUCGACGAAGCAAGUCCCGAUCCAACCAGAACCCAUCGUCGGGGGGUGCCGCCCACUAUGCCGCCAGCUCGGUAACCAACGGCAACGGGAUGCAAUAUCAGCAGGCCAGCAUGCACCAGAGCCAGAACGGGCAGCACAUGCCCGAAUCGUCGGAUCUGUACUUCACCCCAACGCAGCGAAAGUACUCCGGCGAGGUGGUGAGGGUGUUCGUCGACUACAACAAGGAUAAAAAGUAGAAGCGAAACCGGGGAAGGUUACUCUCGCGUGACUUUUUAAAGAGUGCAAGUGCAUCGCUUGGCGAAGAUGAUGCACAUGCAAUGCCAGCCAACGAAAUGGAAGUGAAAGAAAGUGAAGUGAGCGUCUUGUUUUCUUCGUUUGAACACAAUGAAGGGCAUGCUAUACCGUACACACCAUAACCGGAAUAAUGGACAGAAAAUAAAGAUGCGGUUGUUUUUCCUCUACUUAAUUAUGAAUCGUUUUGUGUUAUUGUUUCUCUCACCCUUCAGUUGAGCCACAUGAUUUCAAUUCAGUUUUAAUUUAAUUUAUUAUGAUUUUCUGCAAUCCUCUAUCUCCUCUUCUGUCAUAAUCACACAAAUCAGGGAGCCGAAGUCACAACAACAAGAUAAUCACAGUUUUAAUUUUUACUUUUCAUAGAUGUACUAUAUUGUAGGUGAGCGUUAAUCUGAGCGAUAUCGGAUUGAGAACAUGUAUGUAAAUUAUGGUUUUAUACGUUUGUUAUGUUGUAUCCAAUUGUAAUUUUUAGUCAGCCAUUAUUCUUCAAUCGCUGGUAGAUUCGAUCACGCUAGCAAAUAAAAAAAGAAUAAUCACAAAUUGCGACAAAACAUAUCGUUCUGUAAAAUUGUAGGAUAGUGCAAACUUAGGAAUAAAUAUUUUAAAUAUAUCAAAUGUACGCAGAGCAAAGUUGAUUUUGUCGGAGUUUUUCGUCAUUCGGUUUCUAACGUCCAUCAGUAACAAGAUAGUAAUGCAAAUUAAUUUAAAAUACUUGUGAAUAUAUUACCGGAUAGAGAAACGAUCUAUUUUAUUUUACCGAAAUAGCACCUUAGAAAACGGAACAGUCCCUGAUGGCCUAGACUGCUGCCUGGAAGUACUCAAUGUUUUAAUUAUGUAAUAUAAAUAAACUAAACGAUAGA